This is a messenger RNA of Ylistrum balloti, 2701 nucleotides long. RefSeq lists its product as uncharacterized. Bases 330 to 2153 code for a protein of 607 amino acids. The record is from RefSeq and is a predicted model, not a curated record. Lineage: Eukaryota; Metazoa; Mollusca; Bivalvia; Pectinida; Pectinidae. The transcript has 15 exons.
AUGCCUCCCUUUGCAGGACGCUAUAUGAAGAUGGAUAGCUAGGAGCGCCACGAUCGUUAAAUUACCUUCUUAAAUCAUCACGGUCAGCUCCAAGAUCCCGCAUGGACCAACGCUCUCGACCACGUUUUAGCUGGAAAUCAUGGAUGAUGGCACUCGUAUACGAGUUGCCUCCCUUGGCCAACUAGGACAUGACCUUUACCCUAUUGCAGUUCGGUCUGAAACAACAAAAUCUUUUGACCAGCUAAGACGCCGCGUUUAACACCAUUGAGAGAGACAACUGACUCUUGGAAUACUUUAUUACAAUUAACUUCCAUCUAUCAGAGAAAAUAAUGGAUACAGAGAAAGAUCUCAUUUCCAUGGCAACAGAAGCGCUACAAGCUCAUACACGUUUGACUUAUAAAUUACCUAGAGCCUCAAAAGUCCAUGAAAAAGCUUGUGAGACUUUAGACAAUCUGAGAGACAUUAAGGCAGAACUUGACGGAUCAAAUGCGAACUUUGACCCUCCACAAAUCAAGCGUGACCAGUUCACAGAAUUUCGUCAGCUGACACUAAUGCAUGUGCCAUCAUCUGUGACGGAGGAGGUCAAAGUAAAAUUCAACAAUUUUGUCACUCACGCAUUCAAAGAUGCAUGUCGCAGAGUGUUGUGUGUGACCUUGGUUACCUGCCCUUGGUAUCAGGUAACACAGCAGGAAAGAGGUGAAAUGGCACGGCAUAAUGUGUUAUUUAUCGUGUACCUGUCACAUGACCACCAGUAUCUCGCACCAACCAAUCAUCAUGAUCAAGAGAAAGCUUUUGUUAUAGAUGAGGGCUGGUUGUACGCUGUUGAAUUAUAUCACUUCCUUCACUUCCUGUCACGAGGACGGACAAGGUGUAUAGAAGUUCUGUUUGCCCCUAGAUCUGCUGUUGUGUACGAGGAUGAGGUCUGGCAAAAUCUACAUCACUUAAUGAAUUACAGAGAUCUUAUGGGUUUGCAAGGGUCAGUGUUUUCCUGUCAAGGCCAAUGUACAGGAAAGAUUGGAAAGAAAACUUCCAAAAAAGGACCGUUCAGAAUGAAGGAAACGGCAACGUUUCAAGACUUUUGUAAUAGUUUUAGGUUGAUUCAUCAUCUCUACAAUUUGGUGUCAGGAUUACCUCCCUUGACUGACAUCUUCUCAAUUGAAGAUUUGCCAGCAUUAGCAAAGGAAGGGGCUCAGAUGCUGCAGAGACUGUACAAGGAUCACGACACCUCAAAACGUGACAUUUUCAACAUUGUCAUGAAAUGGAACGAGGACAUGAAAGAUCAACUCUCUAAGUUUAAAUAUACUGACGUGAACAAAAUUGAUAAAAUCCUUCAGGAGUGGCAGUUUGAUGUUCGUCUGGAAGGUCGGACUCUUUUACAGCAAACCCUCCCUGAUGAUCACAGCAAUCUGGUGUCAAUAAUGGAGAGAAUUGGGGGACCAGUGGGAAAACUUGAACCGAGCCAAAUCUUGCUGGUGGCCAGGGCAGGAAGUCACAUGUACGGAUUAGCCACACCGGAGAGUGACAUCGAUUACGUAGUCAUAUACGCCGAGAAAACAGAGGCGGUGCUGGGGACAUGUAAGGCUUUGAAGGAUAUUUACGAGAGUCGCGGUCCAACCAAGGAUUUUGAAUAUGGAGCUUACGAGGCGAAAGUAUUUUGUGAAAUGGUGCUAAAAGGAAGUGUAGUCAUAUUAGAGUUGGUGUUUGCUGAAGGCCACGAGUAUGCCAGUCCUGUAUGGAAGGCUCUAUGUGAAAAGAAGAAAGCAUUCCUGACUGAGUUAGGAAUUCAACAGUUCCUUGGUUUGAUCAAAAACAAUUUCCAUCUGUUAAACCAAGAAAAACAUAGAGGCACCCCAAGGGACAGAAAGCUUUUUUAUCAGAUAUUCCACAAAAUGGAUAGUGUUCAUUACAUGAUGCAAGGAAAGGUGCCACCAGUUCGUUGUUCUGGGGAAGUGAAGAAUUACAUCAUGAGGAUACGUACCCAGCCGCUUGACGGAGAUCUAGACAGAGACCUGUUGAACCAAACAGCUCACCAGAAAUUUCAUGAGCUACAAUUGGAGCUUGGAGCUCGUACAGAACGUCUGAAGGAAAAUAUGGACUACACACUUGUUUCUGAUUGGCUGAUAUCAGUACGUGGUAUAGAGGAGAGGAAGUAGGGAAACUAAGACUAUAUCUUGAUCUCUGAUUGGCUGAUAUCAGUGAACAGUAUAUAGGACAGCAAGUAGGGAAACCAGGACUAUGUCCUGGUGUCUGAUUGGCUGAUAUCUUGCAGUUCUAAGGACAAAAUGUCAAAAAAGUAAGACUACACCUGGUCUGUGAUUGGUUAAUAUCAUUUUGUUGUUAAGGACAUGAGGACAGAAACUUAGGACAGAAGUAAGUAAUGAUUAGCCUUGAUAUGAGGGACAUCUAAGGAUUUGUCAGAGCUAUCUCUUUUUGAAGCCAGAUUUUGUGGUGGUUUGUCUGCAGUCUGAAAUUAUGGAUACUUGUCUAAGUGUGUCACAUUCAUUGGGACAGUUGUCAUAUUGUGUCUGUAAUUCAUCUCUCUUUAUGUGGGUAUUUAAAAUAUUUUAAAUAUUUACCCAGGAUUAGAAAAUAAGAAAAAAAUAUGUAUAAACAUGUGCAAAUAAAUAAAUAAAUAAAUAGAUAAAAAUAUGUAUAAAUACAUGCAAAUAAAUAAAUUAAUUAAUUAAAGAAAUGUAUAAAU